GGUCGGUGUCGUUCGCUCGGUGUGGGUCGCUCGGUGUCGCUCGGCGGCGGGGCAGGAUGACGGCGAACGGGACGGCGGAGCCGGUGCAGAUCCAAUUCGGGCUGAUCAACUGCAGCAACCGGUACCUGACGGCGGAGGCGUUCGGGUUCAAGGUGAACGCCUCGGCCGCCAGCAUGAAGAAGAAGCAGAUCUGGACGCUGGAGCAGGACGGGGAGGACUCCAGCGCCGUCCUGCUCAAGAGCCACCUGGGCCGAUACCURGCGGCCGACAAGGACGGGAAGGUGAGCUGCGACAGCGAGGAGCCGGGGCCCGACUGCCGGUUCCUGGUGCUGGCCCACGGCGACGGGCGGUGGUCGCUGCAGUCCGAGCCCCACCGCCGCUUCUUCGGCGGCACCGAGGACCGCCUCUCCUGCUUCGCCCCCGCCGUCUCYGCGGCCGAGAAGUGGAGCGUCCACCUGGCCAUGCACCCCCAGGCCAACCUYUACAGCCUGGCCCGCAAGCGCUACGCGCACCUGGGGCCGCGCCGCGACGAGCUGGCCGUGGACCGGGACGUGCCGUGGGGCGUGGAUGCGCUCAUCACCCUCCUGUUCGUGGAGCAGCGCUACAGCCUGCAGAGCUGCGACCACCGCCUGCUCCGCAGCGACGGCCGCCUGGUGCCCGCCGCCGAGCCCGGCACCGCCUUCACGCUGGAAUUCCGCUGCGGGAAGGUGGCCUUUCGCGACGGGGAGGGCCGCUACCUGGCGCCCUCGGGGCCCAGCGGCACCCUCAAGGCGGGCAAGAGCGCCAAGGUGGGCAAGGACGAGCUCUUCGCCCUGGAGCAGAGCUGCCCGCAGGUCGUGCUGCGAGCCGGCAACGAUAGGAAUGUCUCCACCCGGCAAGGGAUGGACCUCUCRGCCAACCAGGACGAGGAGGGUGACCAGGAGACCUACCAGCURGAGAUCAACAAGGACACCAAGAAAUGCGCCUUCCGCACCUACACCGGGAAAUACUGGACCCUCACCUCCAACGGRGGCAUCCAAUCCACCGCCUCCACAAAGAACGCGAGCUGCUACUUCGACAUCGAGUGGUGUGACAAACGCAUCACCCUGAAAGCUGCCAAUGGCAAAUACGUGACAGCGAAGAAGAAYGGGCAGCUGGCAGCCUCCAUGGAGACAGCRGGUAAGGGACCCUUGGGGACCCACACUGGGGUAGCAGGGGAUGAAAAACCCCCCAGAGCCAGCCCCUGUCCCCUCGGCGCAGGUGACACCGAGCAUUUCGUGAUGAAGCUGAUCAACAGGCCCAUCAUCGUCCUGCGCGGCGAGCACGGCUUCAUCGGCUGCCGCAAGGUCACCGGCACCCUGGACUCCAACCGCUCCUCCUACGAUGUCUUCCAGCUGGAGUUCAACGACGGCGCCUACAACAUCAAGGAUACCACUGGGAAGUACUGGAUGGUGGGGAACGAGUCGUCCGUCACCAGCAGCAGCGACACCCCCGUGGACUUCUUUUUUGAGUUCUGCGACUAUAACAAAGUGGCCAUCAAAAUCAACGGCAAAUACCUGAAGGGCGACCACGCCGGGGUGCUCAAGGCAUCGGCCGACACCAUCGACGCCUCCACCCUCUGGGAAUAUUAAUGCACUUUAGGGUACCUCCCGUUGCCAACUUCUCUUUCCCUUCCUGUCCUCUUUUCCCUCGGGUUCUGUUUCUCCUCUCUGUAACAGGAUUUUCAGACUGGCUUGCCCUUCCCUCCUGCCGUAGAGUUGGUGCGUUCUGUGGGAGGUGGGUCUCCGUAAAUCCCUGUAAGAACUGGAAAAGUGGUGGGGCUGCCCACCUACCUAUAGCUUUGUAGAGGGGUCUGUCUCUAUCCCCCCAUCCCUGCCUCCCUCCAGGUUUGCUGGGCUUGGAAACAGCCGUAUCCCCCUCCYGGCCCCGAGCAUCACCUUAGGUAGUUUAUUUUCCUCUCCUCGAUUUAAAAAAGGGAAUAAGAUCACCUCUGUGCUCGCUUCUGCCAUAUCAGCACUGGCACAGCCCCACUGCACUGCCAGUGUCCCCCGGAGCAUCCGUCCCGUCCCUCCCUGCUCCAGCCAGGGGCAGAGSGAAGGUGCUGGGCUCAGCCAGCUCCUCCUGGCUCACCCCAGCAGCUUCUCUCCCCUCCUGGAUUUUGGGGCAGGGUCAUCCCCAGCUGAGCUGUAAGAGGUGACCUUACAUAUCACAGCAUCCCUGGGGAAGGGGCUGGUGUGUGCCAGCACGUGUCCCCACGGAAGGGCUGACAAGCUGCCCCUCCCCAAACACCUGGAAAUGAUUCUUUAGGGUGAUCCUGUCUGGAAAGACUCAGCCUUUCAUCUCAUGGAGCCCCGUGCUCCUUCUGUCCCUCCACCCCUCCUUGUGCUUCUGCCUCUGGAGGAGCAUCCCAGACCCUGCUGGUGGGUCCAGCCUGCCCCAAGGCCUGGAGGGGAGGGCACGGGGGGACACAGAGCCAGCCCGUGCCAGGGUGGGGGCUUCACCCAGCCCAUCUCCGGUGGGCUUYGGUCCCGGCAGGAGCCGGGCUGGCCAACGUGACGUCCCUGGGGCGGUGGCUGGAAGCAUAAACUGCAGAUUUUGGUUUACAGAAUAGAAAAGUUCCUUAGCAAACUUUGCACAGUGAUAUUUGCUCAGUACCUUUGUUGUUGUUUUUUUCUCUCUCUCGUAAAAUACUGGAACAGUGAAGCGAAUCACUGAACACCUAAUGCUGAAUUAGGAAGUGCCCACUCCCGUGGGCACCCCGAGGGGGCAGCUCCCGGUCCCACCCACCCCCAGGGCACCUGGGCUGGGCUCUCAUGAAUAGCAACCCUACUGGAAAAGGAAAAGAGAAAAAAAAAAAAAAAAGACCAAAACAGUAUUUUUGUUAGUCUCUAUUUAUAUAUGCUCUCCAUGGCACUGUGUGACCAGCUGUUGUCUGUACUAGGUCUGCAUUAGAGUUUAACGCUGUCUGUAACGGGUGAUGCUGCGUGUUCCUUAGGGUGUUGAAAGGCACUUUAUCCUUUGGGGCCUUCCCAGGGCCGGUAUCUGCUCCCUACAAACACACCAAGGAGCCUUUUCCCGCGUGGGCCCCCUCUGGAGAGGGGGGAGCUGGUCCCACCCCACGCCAAGGGUGCUCUUGGCAUCGCUGCCGUGCCAAACCAGGGCCGGUCCCUACUGCCCAAGGCCAGGCAGGGGCUCGUCAGCCUUAAAGSCCCCAGGAGGGACUCCCCUCCCCAGGAGCUUGGUGCUAAACUCAGCCGGGAGAGCGAGGGAUCAUCCCCAGGCAGGGGAUGGCCCCGGGCCGGGGUCCCUGGUGGGCGCAGGGGAUCCCRGCUGGGACUCUACCUCGGCUCUGCGCUCACACCCAGGGCUGCCCGCGCCCCCCCUGAAGGACCGAGUGUCUCAGAGCCCUGUGUGACCCCAUAACUCGACACACACCUCGCUGGCCUUCACCCCCUCCCCGUGUCUCCUCCUCCCCAUCCCCGUUGCAGUCCGAACCCCGUAAAUCCYGCUCCGGCUUCUCCCGUGUGACACUAGGUCAACAUCUCUCCUGUUUCCUCUUAUCGGGUGUCGUGACUCUCUGAAAACAUCUCACUCUGAAAAAUUUAAGUUUUGGGUUUGUUCGUUUUGGUUUCUUUUUUUUUUUUAAUUAUUAUUAUUUUUUUGUAAGUGCCAUUUGUAUAACUUAAAAAAAAUAGCUUCAAAUGGAGAAAGAUGAAUUAAAAAAUAAAACCU
Malurus melanocephalus (red-backed fairy wren) is the source of this 3711-nucleotide messenger RNA. RefSeq names its product fascin actin-bundling protein 1 (gene FSCN1). The coding region runs from base 57 to 1610 and encodes 517 amino acids. Lineage: Eukaryota; Metazoa; Chordata; Aves; Passeriformes; Maluridae. The record is from RefSeq and is a predicted model, not a curated record. Gene Ontology annotation, biological process: establishment or maintenance of cell polarity; cell migration; actin filament bundle assembly. Gene Ontology annotation, cellular component: actin cytoskeleton; microvillus; filopodium. Gene Ontology annotation, molecular function: actin filament binding; protein-macromolecule adaptor activity. The transcript is spliced from 5 exons.